Molecule: messenger RNA, 4889 nt
Organism: Solea solea (common sole)
Lineage: Eukaryota; Metazoa; Chordata; Actinopteri; Pleuronectiformes; Soleidae
Gene: kbtbd8
Product: kelch repeat and BTB (POZ) domain containing 8
Exons: 6
Coding region: 16-1917 (633 amino acids)
Molecular function (GO): protein binding
Source: RefSeq, a predicted model, not a curated record
CACUGACGUUUCUCGAUGAGCCCCGGUCGAGACAGACUGGAGAGAAUGGCUGCCAGUGGAGCCGCUCGGUUAAUGUUGCAGCAGUGGAACAGCACACGAGAGGAGACACGAAGUUGUGAGGUAGGGAAGCUGUCACAAGUACAAAAUGGGACGCCUCCAACGACCAACUACAACGGGGUAGACGCCGUUCAUGCCUGCAACAUCCUUCAGCAGCUCAAAGCCUUGUAUGAUGAAGCACAGCUCACAGACAUUGUUGUGGAAGUGGACCAUGGCAAGACUUACCCAUGUCACCGAAAUGUCCUGGCAGCAAUCAGCCCAUAUUUUAGGUCCAUGUUCACCAGUGGCCUUACAGAGAGCAGCCAGCGUGAGGUCAGAAUUGUCGGGGUGGAGUCUGAAUCCAUGCACCUGGUCUUAGACUAUGCCUACACGUCCAGGGUCACGCUCUCCGAGUCUAAUGUCCAGGCCCUCUUCACUGCAGCCAGCAUUUUCCAGAUUCCCGCACUACAGGACCAGUGUGCCCAGUUCAUGAUCAGCCGGCUUGACCCACAGAACUGCAUCGGGGUUUACAUGUUUGCUGAUGCCUAUGGACACCAGGAGCUGAGGGAACGCUCACAGGACUACAUUCGCAAAAAGUUCAUAUGUGUGUCAUGGGAGCAAGAGUUUCUCCAGAUGACCAAGGAGCAGCUGGUCAGUAUCUUGAACAGCGAUGACCUCAACGUGGACAAAGAAGAGCACGUCUAUGAGAGCAUUGUCCGCUGGCAUGAGCAUGAUCGGCGUGGUCGUGAGGCCCACCUACCUGAGGUGUUUUCCCAGUGCAUCCGUCUGCCCUUGCUGGAUGAGGCCUUCCUCAGUCUGAUACCCGCCCCCUUUGCUUGUGCCCUGUCCCUGUCUAAAGACCCUGCUGAGGCUAAAGCCCGCCUCACUGGCACCAAUGGUUGCCCACAGCGCCUGGGCAUGACUGCUUCUGAGAUGGUCAUCUGCUUCGAUGCCGCUCACAAACACUCAGGGAAGAAGCAGACGGUGCCUUGUCUGGACACGGCCACGGGGAGGGUGUUCAAGCUCUGCAAACCACCCAACGAUCUCCGGGAGGUCGGGAUCCUGGUCACCUCAGAGAAUGACAUCUUCAUCGCCGGUGGUUACCGACCGAGCAACAGCGAGGUGUCCAUCGACCAUCGAGCUGAGAGCGACUUCUGGCAGUACGAACACGCAGCCAACCGCUGGCUUCCACGCGCUCCUCUGCUGAGAGCGAGGAUCGGCUGCAGGCUCGUGCACUGCUGUUGGAAGCUCUACGCGCUAGGAGGUCGGGUUUAUGAAGGCGACGGGCGGAAUGCGUUAAAGUCGGUUGAGUUCUACGAUGCCAGAGACAACUGUUGGACAGCGGUCAGUCCCAUGCCAGUUGCCAUGGAGUUUCAUAGUGCUGUGGAGUACAGAGACCGAAUUUAUGUCCUCCAAGGUGAAUAUUUCUUCUGUUAUGACCCACGUAAGGACUAUUGGAGUCAUCUGCCCCCCAUGACCGUCCCCCGGAGUCAAGGUCUGGCUGCCCUGCAUAAGAACUGCGUCUACUACAUCGCCGGCAUCUGCAGGAACCACCAGCGCACGUUCACCGUGGAGGUCUACGACAUUGAGAAGAACGUGUGGUGCCGCACGCGGGACCUCCCGUUCGACCACGCCACGAGCCCUUACAUCAAGGCCAUGCUGCUACAGGGCAAGCUCCACCUGUUUGUACGGGCCACGCAGGUCAUGGUGGAGGAGCACGUGUUUCGCACCAGCCGCAAGAACUCCCUUUACCAGUACGACGACAAGGCGGACCUCUGGACCAAAGUCUACGAGACGCCCGACCGCCUCUGGGACCUGGGUCGCCAUUUUGAAUGUGUGGUGGCCAAACUUUACCCACAGUGUCUACAGAAAGUGCUUUGACGUAGCGCACGUUGUGAACCCAAUCUUCUGCGGCAGACGGAGGAGGAGGAGGAGGAGAGUCGGCCUUGCCUGCCUGCCUUGUGCCUGGUGUUACCUUGGGGUUUUCACCAUCAGGAUCUUUUUUCUUUUUUGUUUUGGUUUAGUCUUAAGUUGUCAAAAACUUCGGUUUAACAUGAUCAAACAUGGGGGUGCUUUUGAAAGAUUGCAGUAUUUGUUUUUUUAUCCGGACGGCACCAUCGACCUACACAGACGCUUGUUUAAGAGAAAAACCGUACAAUGAAUCAUAAGUGCAAUUAUCCUUUUUUUGCUUCCUGUUGAGCCAUGUUUUUUUUGUUUUUAGAUUAGGCAAACGAUAAGCAUGCGAUUUGAGGGUAUUGGCGGGAUGAUAGUGCCCUCUGGUGGUGUUGAUGCUACAUGUCGGCGUAAAAAGAAAAUCUUUCUAUAUAUAAAUAAUUAUAUAAACUAUAUAUUCAUACGGGUAAGAUGAGUACCUUAGCUUAUUAGUUGGUUGUUGGCUCUGAGGUUUGUGUGUUUUAUUACCUUUUCUGUUCUCAAGAUUCUCUUUAGCUUGUUUUAUAGAUGAGUUUGAAUUUGAAGUGUGCUUUGUGAUUUACAUUACCUUUAGUGUUUGUUUUUGAAGCUUGAAUAAUAUCGUAUGUAUGGGCCCCCCCCCCCCUUCUUCUUACACAAACGUCAGUGUGUCAAACAAUACACUAUGUGUGGCUUCCGAGCUAAUUUUAUUUUAUUAUUUUUUAGUUUGUGAUUCCAGUCGCGUGACGCGGCUCGUGAGCUCCCGCGUCUUUUUGUGUCAUGUGUGCGAGUGAAAGACAACUUAAGAGAAACGCCAGAAUGCACCUUCUCCACAUUGGAGAACUAAGGACGGAGUCAAAAUCUGUGACAACACUAAAUGGGAAAAGUUCAGACCAACUAACAGGCUUUACCUCAGAAACUUCAGAGAUUUUAGAGUUAGGAUAAAAGGGACAUUUGCAGGCCGUCGUGUCGAUGAAGCGAACUGUGUGAAAAGCUCAGUUUAAGCACUGAGCUCUGUUGAUUUAUUUUAUUUUAUUUUUUUUGGAAAAAGGUGUGGCUUCUUCCUCGUAAAAUGCCAAAAAAGAAAAAAGCAUUUGAGGUCUUGUUGGCGUUGAUCUGGACGUCGGAAACAGAAUUUUUGUGGUAGCAAUAACUCAUGGAACUGUGAUUAGGCUAUAUGAUGAUGUUAUAUUACCUUAGUAAGAAAAGAAAAAAAAAGAAGAAAAAAGUGCAUUAAUCGUUUUUGUUUGUCUGUCUCUGCUAGUGAAAAUCACACAGGUUUCCAAUAAUGAUUGUUUUUGGCUGUUGUUGCUUGAAGUGAUGCGGAAUUAGGUUUGGUGCAAUGCCAAUGUGCCUGUGGCUAAAAAAAAAAGAAGAAAGAAAAUGAGUAAAGUGGCAUCAGAAUGAAAACAAAAGAGCUUCUGGAAAGUCUUACUCAGCGCCGCACUGAUGGUGCGUUCCAGUUGUAGACGGAAGUCGGGAUUUCCAAGUCGGAACAACCUCAUAAACAUAAAAAAGAUGGAACUCUAUUUCACAAAUACAGUUUAAUAUCAAACUUAUUUUAGCCAACAACGGCUACACCGAGAGAUGUUUGCGUCCAUGUUUUUCCCCAACUCGGGAGGUGAAGUCGCUUCCCAGUUCCGACUUCCGACAUAAAUGGAACGCACCAUGAAUCACUCUCCACUUCAGCAGGUUCUUCACCGCAGGAACUUUUACAAAGCUGACUGUAAAGUGGGUGUGGCUCCGGUUUUGUCUUUUCAUGCCACUAAAAAAAGAAGAAGAAAAAAUCACAGAGGACACAAACUGUUGGUGCUGCUUUUUUAAAACUUUGAUUUUUACAUUUUUUUUUUUUGACAAUCUUGUACAGAGACGAAGUAAUCCCCCCGCCCCCAGCGCUGAGUGGCGUUCCCUGUGUGACAUUUUCAGUUCCGUUGAUUUCCUCAUGCAGGUUCCUGUGUCAUCUUUGCACUACACAUCCCCUCCCCUUUGUAUUUUAUCUUAACACAGUGUCCCUCAAUAAAAGGGUUUGUUUUGUUUUUUGGUAACCACACAGCAAUCAUCUAAUAAAAGAGAUUUACAUGGAAACUGAUAAAUGAUAAACUAGGAUCCAGAUCCAGAAAGGACUUGAGGAUAUAACUUCUCCAAGAGAAGGAUCCACUGUUGGACUGACGUUUUUUGAGUGGACUUUAAUGUGACGUGGGUUUUUUGGAAUUUCAGUGAAUUUCAGAAGAGAAGGUCUGAGCUUCAUCGACGCGUCUACAGGCGGCCAUUUCGAGAACCAGGAAACGGGAGAACUCUCAGGAUUUCUACUGAAAACACAGUACUGUAUUUAAAUGUUCUUUUUUGUUGUCAUGUGUAAUAUACUGUACUAUAGGUUUGCUGUACUUGCACAGUUUCUUUUAUAACUUGAAAAAAAUAGAUGUGAUUUCUUUCUUUUUUCCUUUAAUUUUUUUUCGUUGUCUCAGUGGCUGUUUUUCUUUUUUUUUUAGUUUAUUUGUGUAAUUAGUUAUAAUAGAGUAAUCCUGCUCUGUUGAGAAAAGAUAAUCCACACGAGUGAUAUAUUCAGUAUUAUUUUUUCUUUCUAACAUCUCACCGAAAAACUAAGCAUUACAGUUUAAUAAUAAAAAAAGACAAACAUUGUUAGGUCUUAAAUCAAAAACACCAGUCAAUGUACAAACAACAAGCUAUGGAAAGUUGUGUCUGUGUUUUGAAAGAGUUUGUGGCCUCGGGGGCUGCCGUACUUUGGCUUUUUUCUGGUCAAACUCCCCGCGUCGCUCGCUCACGGGUGCUACUCUCCAUAUUCCUCAUGCAUUUCUUGCCUCACUUUUACUUUUUGCUGGUUCAUCUUGUUUUUGUUUUUUGGUUUCGGGUUGUUGUGGUUGAGCUCAACUGUGAAACACAUUGCACAUAAUUUGAAAAAAAUAAAACUAUUAAAAUUGUAA